Symphalangus syndactylus (siamang) is the source of this 4799-nucleotide messenger RNA. RefSeq names its product golgin, RAB6 interacting (gene GORAB). NCBI's taxonomy places the organism in Eukaryota, Metazoa, Chordata, Mammalia, Primates, Hylobatidae. The record is from RefSeq and is a predicted model, not a curated record. Gene Ontology annotation, biological process: non-motile cilium assembly.
AGGAUAAAGACGACUUAAUAUAAAAAUCUAAAUUAAACAAUAUAUGCAUUAUGUAGAAGUAUAUUUUGAAAUAUCUUUGCAACUGGGGGUAGAGGAUGGUAAGGACCUGAACUUCAAGGCCCACUGUAGUGUGGAAACCAAAUCACUAGUCCGUGACCACCUCGAGGAUGGAAAAUAUCUUAACAUCCUUGUAUACCCGUAGCUAAACACAGUGAUUGGCAUAUAGAACUUCCAGCUCUUCCUCUAAAUCUUUUCUCCUUGGAUUCCUUACUUGUAAAAUUAUAGGAUUUGGCCCUUUAAUUUUAAAGCCAUUUCUAGCUGUUCUCUAUCCUUGAAAAUUUAUUGAAUAAUUUAGGAAGAUGGAGUUGGUUGCCAGGAAAAAUAAGGACAAUAGUACUCUGGAGACCCCUGUAUGGGCAUUGAGGAACAUGGUCAAGAACGUUGUUAAUAGUCUUGUUUAUAAUAUUAAGAAGUUGGAAGCAACCAAAGUGUCCAUUAACAAGGGAAUGGAUAAAUAAAUUGUGGUAUACUCAUCUAGCGGGCUACUGUACAGCUGGUGGGAAUAUAUUAGUAUUAACUGUAGCCACAUGCAUUAAAAUGUUUAUUAAUACAGUAUAUGUAAUUACACUUGGCCCUUGAACAACACAGGUUUGAACUGUGACGGUUCACUUAUACACAAAUGUGCAUUUAAAAAAUACAGUAUUUGGGGGAUGCGAAACCUGAGUAUAUGGAGGGCCAACUUUUGGUGUAUGUGGUUUUCACAGCGCCAACUGUGGGACUUGAGUAUGCACAGAUUUUGGUAUACAUGGGGAUCCCAGAACCAAUUAUCCUCAUAUACCAAGGAUCAGCUAGCUGUAUAUAUAAUAUAUACAGUCACGCACUCAAUAACAGUAUUUCAGUUAGCAGUGGACCACAUAUACGGUGAUGGUCUGGUAAUAUUAUAAUACCCUGUUUUUACUGUACUUUUUCUAUGUUUAGAUACACAAAUACCAUUGUUACAGUUGCCUACAGUCUUCAGUAUAGUGACAUACUGUACAGGUUUGGAGCUUAGGAGCAAAAGGCUGUACCAUAUAGCCUAAGUCUAUAGUAGGCUGUACCAUCUAGGUUUGUGUAAAUAUACUCUCUGAUGUUUGCACAGGGACAAAAUUGCCUUACAACACAUUUCUUAGAAUGUAUCCCGUUGUUAAGUGACGUAUGAUCGUAUAUAGUGGGGAGGCGUGGGAAUGUGAUCAGGGAGAGGGAAUUUCAGAGGUAUUGGUAUUUAUGAAAUCAGGUUAAGGCAAGUUAAGCUAAAGUAACAAAUAGCCCUCAUAAGUCAAUCGUUUAAAAUAAAGAUUUGGUUUUCACUCUAGUUUCAUGUUUAAUGUGGGUUUGGCAGGUGACUGUAUUCCACAGUCACUCCAUCUUUUGGUCCUGUCUUGUAGGAGUUUACCAUGGUAGGAAGAAAAGAAGAUUGGAAAUUGACCAUUGGCAAUUAAAUCCUUUCACCAGUAAAUGACAUGUGACACUCCUACUUUUAUUUACCAAAAGCAAGUCAUAUAACUUGGGAGACAGGAAAUAAAUUCUCUCUUAUCUUCUAAAAGGAGGAUUAUGUCUAUCCUUAAACAGUAGUUACUUCUACUACAGUCAUAUUUUAUUUCUUAAACUUUUUUUUUAAUCACAUAGGUUGGAAGACUGAGUGUGUGUGUUUAUGAGUGUAACACAUGCAUAUAUUUGAUGUAUGAUCUAUUUCAUAAUGAAAAAUUGGAAGAAAGCAGUACAGCCACAUGCUGUCAAUUUUUAAUUAAAUAAAUUAUUUAUUCAAAAGAGUUAUUCAUACUGAUUCUUUGCCAGUUACAUUGUGAAUAUCUUCUCCCAGUUUUUAAGUUAUCUUUUCACUUUUAUCUUUUUGAUGAACAAAGUAUUUUAUUUUUUGAGGCUUGCUCUCACCCUGUUGCCCAGGCUGAAGUGCGGUAGCACAAUCUUAGCUCACUAUAACCUUGAACUCCCGGGCUCAAGCGAUCCUCCUGCCUCAGCCUCCCAAGUAGCUGGGAUUACAGCUGUGUGCCAUUACACCACACUAGUUUUCUUUCUUUCUUUCUUCUUUUUUUUUUUUGGUAGGGAUAGGAUCUUGCUAUUUUGCCUAGGUUGGUCUCAAACUCCUGGGUUCAAGAAAUUCUCCCUCAGCCUCCCAAAGUGCUGAGAUUACAGGCAUGAGCCACCACCCCAGGCCUUAAUUUUAAUGUAUUCAAAUAUGUCAACCUUUUUUUAAUACCCAACGUUUCCACAUCUUAAGAAAUUAGUUUCUUACUAUACUUAGUAUAGUAGUUACAGGUGUGAGCCACUGCACCCAGCCACUAUUCUUGACCUUCUGUCUUUUCAUAUAAAAAUUUUAAUAAUUUUACCAAAUUUAAUGGAAAACCCGUUAGGAAUUUUGAUUGUAAUUGCAUUGAAUCUUUAGAUCAAUUUCAUCUUCAUAUUAUUAACGUUGCCACUAACAUGGUAUAUGUCUCCAUUUAUUUAGUACUUGUUUAAAUUCUCAAUAAAAUUUUAGAGUUUUCCCUAUGGAGGUACUAAACAUCUUUUCGUUAGAUUUAUUCCUAGAUAAGUGAUAAUUUCUGGUAUUGAAAUAUAUUCUCUUUAAUUGUAUUUUCUAAUUGUUUUCUGCUGAUAUAUAAAAAAUACAAGCCAAAAGAAAAGUCAACAAAAGACAUGAAUAGAUAUUUCCUAGAAAAGGAAAUAUGAAGAUAUGCUCAUCACCACCAAGGAGCAGAGAAUUACAAAUCAAGAAUACAGUGAGAUCCAUUUGAACCACAGCGACGUUUCCCCGCGAAGAAAAGUCGACAACAACUUCAGCGAGAAAAAGCCCUUGUAGAGCAAAGCCAAAAACUUGGGCUUCAAGAUGGAUCAACCUCAUUACUUCCAGAGCAGCUGCUUGCAGCACCAAAACAGAGAGUUAAUGUUCAAAAACCACCUUUUUCUUCGCCUGCUCUUCCGAGUCAUUUCACUCUCACCUCUCCUGUUGGUGAUGGACAACCACAAGGCAUUGAAAGUCAGCCAAAGGAACUGGGACUUGAGAAUUCCCACGAUGGUCACAACAAUGUUGAGAUUCUACCUCCAAAGCCAGAUUGCAAAUUGGAGAAAAAGAAAGUGGAAUUGCAAGAAAAAUCUCGUUGGGAAGUCCUCCAACAAGAACAACGGUUAAUGGAAGAGAAAAAUAAACGCAAAAAAGCUCUUUUGGCUAAGGCUAUUGCAGAAAGAUCCAAAAGAACUCAGGCAGAGACCAUGAAACUAAAGCGGAUCCAGAAGGAGUUGCAGGCUUUAGAUGACAUGGUGUCAGCUGACAUUGGAAUUCUCAGGAACCGGAUUGAUCAGGCCAGCUUAGACUAUUCAUAUGCUCGGAAGCGGUUUGACAGGGCUGAAGCAGAGUACAUUGCAGCAAAGCUAGAUAUACAGCGCAAGACUGAGAUAAAAGAGCAACUCACUGAACACCUUUGUACGAUCAUACAACAAAAUGAGCUCCGAAAGGCCAAGAAGUUGGAGGAGUUGAUGCAACAACUAGAUGUACAAGCCGAUGAAGAGACUUUGGAGCUUGAGGUGGAGGUCGAGAGAUUGUUACACGAACAAGAAGUAGAAUCAAGGAAACCAGUGGUUCGUUUAGAGAGGCCAUUUCAGUCUGCGGAGGAGAGUGUGACAUUAGAAUUUGCUAAAGAGAACAAAAAGUGUCAAGAACAAGGUGUUUCCCCAAAGAUAGAUGAACAGUGUGGAAAUUCCAGUAGCAUCCCCUUUCUUAGUCCAAACUGCCCAAAUCAAGAAGGUAAUGACAUUUCAGCUGUUUUGGCCACAUGAAGUUCUGGUAUUCUUUUGAGCUAAUAUGGUAUUGAGAAAGUAUACUUUUUGCAGUAGAUAAUGCCCUGACCUCAAUAAAAACCUCUUUAAAACAAUGUUGAUUUUUGAAUUAAUGAUUAGUUUUAGUAAAUUAAUAUGUUUGGCCAUUCUAAAAUCCAAAAUUAUGAUAAUUUUAUUUCUAGGGGUAUGUUUCACCUUGAUUUUGGCCCAGUUCUUUCAGUGUUCCGUUUACCCUUUUUACUGAAUUAAAGUAAGUGACCUAAAAGGAUGGAAGAAAAACUACAUGGUUGGAAUGUUUUUAGAUCCGAUAAAUAUACAAAAGUAAAAUGGAAAAUGAUACUCAAUACCUAGUUGAACUCAUUUCACUUCUGCUGGGAGACGUAUUAAGACUGGAAGUCCUAUUUUAUUUAAUCAAUAUCAGUAAAAAGACAAAAAUUACAGUGUGAACAAGAGAAAAACAGGAAUAGAAGAAAAAAGUUGCAGGUUGAAUUAUCUGUCUGGGUAUUACUAGAGUUGUAAAACACAACUUGGAAGUUGGAAUUUAUGUGAAGAACCAGACAACUUAAGCCAGCAUCACUUUUGUCUUCAAUCUGCCUUCAAAUGGUUUUAGUUUACAACCUGCGUUUUGUUAUUUGAAACACACACACACGCAUAUAGAAACAUAUAUGUAAUUUUACUAUUGUCUUUCCUUUAAUCAAUGAAUUAAAUUUAGACAAAACAUUCCUAAAGUGAGGCUGAAAAUAAUAUAGAAAAUCUCAUUGCUACUUGUGAUUAUCAAAAAAAGUAUGUAUUUUCUUUCUAAAGUUAUCUAUGUGUUUGAUAUGUUGGACGUGACUUACCCUGUCAUGAAGCAUUUAAAUUGUUAAAAUGCUGAUUUUCUUAUUAGUUUGUUAAUUGCCUGUUACUAGUACUUGACCAAUACAUUGUGCUAUAUGUAAAUGUGUAAAUAAAUAUUGUAAUUUUCUCACAAA